Parnassius mnemosyne (clouded apollo) is the source of this 2334-nucleotide messenger RNA. The record is from the annotation of a GenBank genome assembly. NCBI's taxonomy places the organism in Eukaryota, Metazoa, Arthropoda, Insecta, Lepidoptera, Papilionidae.
AUGGCGGAAGCGCACUCGGCGGUUGCGUUCUCCUUCGCAAUUACUCACGACGGAUGGGAUGUGAACUUUGACCGGGAGGUGCUGUAUUUAGUUUGGGAGUCCGGUCUCAGAUCGUGGAAGAAGCGAUUGGCACGAUUUAGGAACAGCGUGAGCAAUGGCGUAUAUCCAGGUCACCUACAAUCCCUCUAUUUUCUGUGGGCUUUACUGGUGGCCGCGCAUUUUGGUGGCUUUAAUAUACCUUUUGGAUUAGUACAAAAAGCUUUGGCCAUUUUACCUGGAACCUCAACAAUGUGGCAAGUCAUUGCUUGCUUAUUGGCAGCUUUAACCAUGUGGUUGUCAGUUAUAUUCCUGAUGCGGUACCUGCUUAAAGUUUUACUUAUGUACAAGGGCUGGAUGUAUGAAUCUCGUGCACCCGGAGCAAGAAUAUCAUUAAAAACAAUGUUAUGGGUUAGUGUUGUGAAAGUGCUUUCUGGAUGGAACAAACCCAGGCUUUACAGUUUCCAAGGUUCUCUACCGAGACUCCCGUUACCGUCAGUUAAAGAUACUAUGAGUAGGUACCUGAUAAGUGUCCGUCCAUUAUUAGAUGAUGAAAACUAUAAGCGUGUGGAAAGGUUAGCAAAAGAAUUCGAAGAGACCAUAGCAGUGAAAUUACAACGAUUCCUCAUUCUGAAGUCAUGGUGGUCGAGUAACUAUGUAUCAGAUUGGUGGGAGGAGUAUGUAUAUCUUCGUGGACGAUCUCCCCUAAUGGUCAACUCCAACUUCUAUGGAACUGAUGCUAUACUCCUUAGACCCACCACUAGCCAAGCGGCAAGGGCUGGAGCUAUCAUUCAUUUCUGCCUUCAGUUCCGUCGACUCAUCGAAAGGCAGGAAUUGGAACCGAUAAUGCUUCAAAAUAUGGUGCCCUUAUGCUCGUGGCAAUACGAGCGUCUAUUUAAUACGGUACGAGUGCCAGGUGUUGAAACCGACAAGUUGGUCCACUACCAGGAUUCCACUCACGUCACCGUGUACCACAAGGGGCGCUAUUUCAAACUCAUGGUCUACUCCAGAGGGCGCCUUCUUAGGCCCGUUGAAAUACAAGCGCAAAUUCAACAAAUCCUGGACGACAAAUCUCAGCCAGUGAUAGGGGAGGAACGCCUGGCUGCACUAACGGCUGGUGAACGAUCUCACUGGGCACACAUACGACAGACCAUGUUCAAUCGUGGCCACAAUCGCACCUCGUUACACUGCAUCGAACGCGCUGCUUUCAAUGUCUGCUUAGACGACAAAGAUUAUGGCUAUGAUGAAAACGAUCCAAGCAGUUUGGACGAAUAUGGCCGCAUAUUGCUGCAUGGACAAGGGCACGACCGCUGGUUCGACAAGUCUUUCAACCUUUGCUUCAGUAAAAAUGGUUUUGUUGGAUUUAAUGCGGAACACACCUGGGCUGACGCUCCUGUUAUGGGCCAUCUCUGGGAAUAUGUAAUUUGGUCGGAAUUACAGCAUGGCUAUACACCAGAGGGCAAUACGCACGGCACUAUAGACACACCACCUCCACUUCCUAUCAGACUGCAAUGGGACCUGAACAAGGAAGAGCUUCUGAAAGCAAUAGAUGUAUCAUAUAAUGUAGCACAGACCUUAUUAAACGAUGUCGACUUACGGAUACUAAUGUACACACAGUAUGGAAAAGGUUUCAUGAAGAGUUGUCGCGUGUCACCGGACGCCUUUAUCCAACUUCUGUUACAACUGUCGUAUUACCGAGACGCGGGUCGCUUCUGUCUUACUUACGAAGCCUCCAUGACGCGUUUAUUCCGUGAAGGGCGCACUGAAACCGUACGCUCUUGUACUGUGGAGAGUACGGCUUGGGUUAAAGCCAUGGAGGACCCCAAUGCUAGUUUGCAAGAACGCAUGGAGCUGUUUAUAAAGGCCUGCAAGCGGCACCAGCUGGGCUAUCAGGAUGCGAUGGCUGGCCGAGGAAUCGACCGCCACUUAUUCUGUCUCUACGUCGUCUCCAAGUAUUUAGAAUUGGAAUCGCCUUUCCUUCAAGAAGUUUUCAAUGAACCUUGGCGGCUUUCUACCAGUCAGACGCCUCAUGGUCAAACCAGCAUGUUGGACAUGAAGAAAUAUCCCAAAUGUGUUAGCGCUGGCGGAGGUUUCGGUCCGGUGGCUGAUGACGGCUACGGCGUCUCCUAUAUCAUUGUUGGAGAAGAUACCAUAUUCUUCCAUGUAUCUAGCAAGAAGAGUUGCCGUAUAACGAGCUCCAGUAACUUCGUGAAACAAAUUGAAAGAUCUCUAAAAGAUAUUCGAGACCUUUUCACCGAAUAUAACAAACUCAAAAAUAAUGGCAAAAAUAAAAAAUAA